AUGGCAGACACUACCACCACCAAAUACACCAACCGCGACAUCCCCCGUAUCUCCCUCCGAGACUUCGACACCCGCAUCGACAAAAUCACCGCAUCCCUAAUCUCCGCGGCCGAAAGCAACGGAUUCUUCACGCUAACCGACCACGGGAUCCCCUCAUCCGCGAUAGAAGCGCAAUUCGCGCUCUCCGAGGCCUUCUUCUCGCUCCCAGACGCCACCAAAUCCACCGUCCCCUUCUCCCCGCUCGCCAACACCGGCUGGGAGCGCGCCGCCCAAGUGCGGCCCAGCACCGGCCUCCCGGAUCAGAAGGAGAGCUUCCAGAUGCAGCACGGCAUGGCGGCGUCGUCCUGGCCGUCCGAGUCCGCGCUCCCCGGGUUCCGCGCCCGGACCCUCGCGUUCAUGCGCUUGGCCCAGGAGGUCAGCGAGAAGCUGAUGGUGUGUUUUGCGCGCGGGCUCGGGUUCGCGGACGAGUACUUUGUGCGCGCGCACGAUGUGCGACGGCCCGGCGCGCAGACCGUCUUGCGGCUGCUCAAGUACUUUGCGCUGGACCCCGGGGCGCCGACGCCCGAAGGGUAUCACCGCGCGGGCGCGCAUGCGGAUUGGGAUUUUGUAACGUUGCUGUUCCAGCGGCCUGGGCAGGGCGGGUUGGAGAUAUGUCCGGGGCGCGAGGCGUUUACGGAGUUUGGCCUGGGGGACACGUGGACGCCGGUUGAGCCUGUGGCGGGCGAGAUCGUGUGCAAUAUCGGUGACCUCCUAAUGAGUUGGAGCGACGACCGCUUCAAAUCCACGUUCCACCGCGUCAAGACGCCGACAGACCCAAAAGUCGAUUACUACGGCACGCGGUACAGCAUGGCGUAUUUUAACCAGCCGAACAUAGACUGCGAGAUCCAAGGCCCGCUGAAGAAGUACCCAGUAGUGACGGGAUCAGAGUUCACUAAGGCCGCUAUGAAACGAAAUUACGAAGCUUUACAGGCGACGAAGGCGGCAAUGGUAAAUAGUAUUGCAUGA
Messenger RNA from Daldinia childiae, 1005 nucleotides. RefSeq lists its product as uncharacterized. Gene Ontology annotation, molecular function: dioxygenase activity. Bases 1 to 1005 code for a protein of 334 amino acids. The transcript is spliced from 2 exons. NCBI's taxonomy places the organism in Eukaryota, Fungi, Ascomycota, Sordariomycetes, Xylariales, Hypoxylaceae. The record is from RefSeq and is a predicted model, not a curated record.